Messenger RNA from Camelina sativa (false flax), 600 nucleotides. RefSeq lists its product as uncharacterized. The record is from RefSeq and is a predicted model, not a curated record. Lineage: Eukaryota; Viridiplantae; Streptophyta; Magnoliopsida; Brassicales; Brassicaceae.
CCUAUUCUACGCUUUUCCUAAUCUCUGCUCGCAAGAUUCAGAUCGCAAAUGGAUGGUGAUGGAGGAGUUGUUGAUGAGAGACGUGAAGAGCUACGUGAGAGACGUAAAGAGCAUGGUAGAUUGACCGCCCGUUUCUUCGUCGCUGUCUCGCUCAAUCUUUCCGCCGGAGUCUGCAAACGAGUGACUGGUCUCGACGGUUCGGGAACAGAGAACGGAGACCACGUGGCGUUCUACUGGGCUAAGAAGUUUAACAGGAUGGCGGAGAUUUCUUGUAUGAUUGUGAUCACACAGAUCGUUUUCGCGACGGUGGUGAUGGCACGACGGAUGCGAAGUCUUAGACGAGACUGCGAUGUUCAGCUCGUUGUGGGUUUCAUCUGCUUGUCGGUCUCGCUCUGUUUCUCCGCUUACCUUCGCUGGUUCGCUGCUUUCCAUCGUUUUCUCUUUGGAAGUUGGAACUGUGCUUUUUUUUCUUUUUCUUUGGGUUUUGUGUUUUUGAACAUCACUGUUUCUUGAUUCGAUCGAUGUUUGCAUGACUUGAUUCCAUGUUAGUAUGAUCAUGAAUUGCUUAAAAAUAAAGUAGAUGAAUUGACAUCGGAGUUA